Messenger RNA from Fulmarus glacialis (Northern fulmar), 7305 nucleotides. RefSeq names its product zinc finger protein 469-like. The record is from RefSeq and is a predicted model, not a curated record. The transcript has 4 exons. The annotation marks the transcript as partial. Lineage: Eukaryota; Metazoa; Chordata; Aves; Procellariiformes; Procellariidae.
AUGGUCAACCAGAGGCAUCAGUUUGCCCCUUUCACGAGCGAUGGGCUGAAGUACCAUGCAGAAGAGCUAAUCGCUCCGUCCCACAGCGGUAGCGAAGCGAGUCCUGGCAAUGUGAGUGCCGCCUACUCGGAAAUGGGCAUCAAAUACUUGAAGGCACACGGGCUCUGUGACGGUCGGAAGGACUAUCCCGCGCCGGUUGCCCCGUAUGGGGGGGAUGCAGUGGGGAUGAUGCUCACUGCCAAGGCGCCCGAUCCAUACGUCAGCAGCAACAACGCGUUUUUCGAUCCCAAAGGCCUUCCCGGUCACUAUGAUGACAACCUCUUCUCAAAGCCCCCAGCCUUGGGCUCCUCGCAUAUGGAUGACAUGUACUUAUGCCGGGAUGACAUCAACGCCAGCUCCUUCGAGCAGAAGCAUGCCAGCAUCUCCCCAUACGCUGCAGAAACGCCGCAGGGCAAGGUCUCCUCCCCUCUCAGCUUCGAUUCCUCAUCGAUAUUUGGAGAGCUUCCCGUCACCGAGUUUGAUCCGCCGUUGUACGAGAGCGUUUCUGCGAACAAGGACAAUUACGUGACAACAUUUGCCUGCCCCGGCAAUCCCCCCAGCAAGCCGCUGCCAUUUGAGCAACCGUAUCCGCCGUUCAUGCCGGAGAAAGACUGGUCCCUCAUGGAGGAGGUGGCUCCGAUGCUGCCAGAAGACAUGACUCAGUUCCACAGCCUUUCAGUGGAGAAGCCACUAGCCAAGAAAUUCCCCGAGGAAGGACCUGUCCCCACCAGCCAACUCUCCCUGCCGCUGCCGGACAGGAUAACAGAUUAUAACGUGACUUUUAUGAACAACAUCUCAGACGAUGAGUUGGAGAUCAAGCGAUUAGUCACAGAGUUGGAAAGUCAACUGCAAACCAGCAAGCUGGAUAGCGAGGCAUCCGUCGCCCUUCAGAAACCCGAGCAACACGUCGCUGCCCAUCUGCGAGGACAGGCGGCUGAGCAGUUCCCACCGCUGCCGGUCGAGCAAGAGAUGGGCCAGGAGAAAGGACUGUUUUUGGCAGACGAGCUGGGCAGUUCAAGCCUCUGCGUCGGGGAGAGGCUGGAGGGCGAGAAGCCGGCCGUCGCGAGCACCCGUGGGGACUACAGGAGACCCAGGGAGCCCUGGCCCUGCCCGGUGGAGCUGGGCUCGCUGGAGGCAGGGAUGUGCACACCAGCCCCAGCUCCGGGGAGCUGCUCCAAAGACAGCGGGGAGCAGCUCCGGGGCGGGGAGGCUGCCAAGGAAAGUGACCCUGGAAAGAUGGAAAAUGGGUCUUCCUCCAAAAGUCUACCUGGCUCACGCACGCCAGACCAAACAGAGGCUCCGGUCUACACAGACCCUGUGACAAAAAGCCCUCCUGUUGUCACCGACUCCGUGUUCCCCAAGACCCUGGAGGCAGCUGAAGCGACCAAAGAUCCCCUGCCAUCCCUGCCAUGCCAGCGUGGUGCCGAGAGCUUCCCCGUGCCGCAGAAAGCAGAUGAAAGCUUUGCUGAUGCUGCAGAGCGGGAGAAGUUUGAUGCACAUCUUCCAAACCGUAAACCUGAAUUUGGCUUUCAGCAAGGUCCUACCCCAGCCUUGGAUCUCGCCUUUUCGCCUCAUGUCAAAGAGGUCCCAGAUACAGAAGAAAGACCCUUAAGCAAGCCUGAGUCACCCAAAAUGGUGAAAAGCACCAUGGACUUCAAAGGGGUUGGUGGUGGGUCUGCGUUGGUGGAAGAAACGGAGGAGAGGAAGAGCCCCACCACCUAUCCAGCCCCCGGACCCGGUGACAAAGCCAGCAAGCAAAAAGUGCUGCUGUUCGAUAUGCUGAGUCUGCCCAAGGAGAGCGACUGCAGCUCCCAGAAGAUGUUGGCAUCCCAGGAGACGAGUGCCAACCCUCUGCAGCAGCUCCAGCUCUUCGUUGCCCGAACGGUGAAGAGCAACGAAGAGGAGCUGUUGAUGCCGUGCUUCCCCAUGCUGCUUGCUCCCAGCCACCCCUCUGCCACCGCCCGCGUCCAGCCGGAGCAGAAAGAGGAGAGUGGUGGUGCCUUGGAAGGGGAAAAUCGGACAUACAGCCCUGCCCAAGGGGAGGGCAACGUCCCCAUUGGAGGCAACGCAGAAAAUACUGCUGCCCCAGCGAAAGAGGCUGUGCUUUUCUCCGGUGCAUGCGAGCAGCUGGAGUCAUUCAGUGCAAUGGGCUCUUACCGUGCAAAACAAUCAACAUUUGCGAAGCCAGAGCUGCAAAAUAAUGUAACGGAGCUGCAGCACUUAGCAAAUGAACAUGCGGAGCUGAAUGACAUUAAUAUCUGUGCAGAUGGUGUUCCCCGAGAACGUAAUGACCUCUCGACACUCAAAAACACAGCGGUGACCCCACUGCCAGGGCAAGCAAAGAAAGCUGAUCAGCUCAUGGAAGAGCCGGAGCAAGAUAAAAACAAAGCGACCUUGGCAUUUAAAAAACAUGAGCAAUCCCAUUUAAGCCGUAGUUUGCUCGAGAAAGAAACGCUGGGCAGUGCAGCAGCAGAGAGGCUGGAAAGGAAUCAGGUGGGGCAGGGAGCACAGCCCCAGCGCAGCGCUUCCACGAGUCCCACCAGCCCCCCCAGUGCCUCCAAGGAGGAUCUCCACCAGGAUCACCGCUUGGUGCCGGAGACGAAAGCUGGCGCAAUCAGUGCAAAGGUUCCCAGAGAAGGAAAUGGCAAGAAGAAGUCCCUCAAUGGCUGUCACUACACAGGCGAAUCUCCGGCCAGCCUGCCCUUGCCGACCAAUUUUUCUCACCCCAAAUGCUUGCAAAGCGGUGGGGCCGAGGGAGGAGAGGUCCCCAGCUUUGGCACUCAGCUCUCGGAUGAGAAGAAAUACGGCAUGGAUGGUCCCCAGAAACCGCAUGGGAAGGACUGCUCUCUUCCCUGCUCGCCGCCUUUCAACCAAGAGGGUGUUGGGAAAGAGGUACCUGAAAGUGCUGGUGCUGUGCUGUCAAGCUCUUGUCUUCAAGAAAACCAAGCUUGCACCGUCACAGAUAUGGUCGUUAACUCCAUUCCUCCGGAAGCCCAGGAUUACCCAACCCAGCCCACAACAGAUCUUCUGCCAAUCAGAGAAAGAGAGGUAAACCUGAAUCAGGAGGACAAACUUGAAAGCUGCUCUGAUGAUGGAAAUAAGCAUCAAAGUGAACCAGAGGCUUUGCCCAAUGGUUUUAAUGGCCACGAGUUUUCAGAGGCAGCAGAGGUGAGACUUGGUCUUUCCAAAACCACAGAGAGCGGAGGAAAGAGUUUAAAAGGGGAGAAACCCAAAAGCUGUGGGGCUGGAAAAGCUGGGAGUUGUGUGUUAAACAGGAUGGGCCAAGGAGAAGGCAACACGCCUAACAGUACUCCAAACCCUUCCCAAAAUGAACUUCACAAAGAAAAGAAGCCAAAUGGGCUCCCGGUGACCUGCGACAUUUGUUCAGCCACUUUCCGGUCCAAGCCUGGCCUGACCAGGCACAAAGCUGUCAAGCACCAGGUAAAGAACAGUGGCGUACCACAGCCCAGCAAGACUCCCAGGUCCACUUUGAUUCCUGCAGACAAGACAUCGAAAGCAGCCCAAAAGGUACCCAGGAGGAGCCUGAAAACUUCGGUCAAAGAUAAAACCUGCAGCUCACAAAUGCCGACCACCAACGUUGAACACAUCCCCAAGAAAAUAUGCUCAGACCUGGAGAAAGAGCCCAGCGUGCAGAUGCAAGAAGUGGUCAGCAGAGUGCUCAGCGACCUCAGCGUGAUCUCCUUCGAGAUGUCCCAGGAGCUGCACCACAUACGUGUUCUGCAGAGGGAGAUGAAGGCAAAGGGACUGCGCUCGGAGACGAGGGGAGCAGGCGAGGCGGCAGCUGGGAAGCUGGACCUGGGACAGCAAGCCAGGAAGGGAGAAAAGGGCAAAAGGAGCCAAAGCAAAAGUCCUGGAGAGGUGAACAGCAAUUCUGAAAAGAAGCUAAACAGGAAAGUGAGACGAAGGAAAGCAAAGGUAUUUCCCAGCAGAAAUGAGCCCGAUGGUCCAUGUGAGCUGGAGAAGAACACAGGUCCUCCCCCUGCUGUCCUCAGCUCCAGUCUGCCCAGGAUCAUGGAGGGCUUGCAUGAGCCGGGUGGUUGCAUCUCCACAGAGGAGCAAAAUAGGUCCAACUCAACCCAGCACUCUCAAAAAGCUAAACAGUCCCCUUGUGCAGCUGAGCUUGCAGAGGACCUGGGUGACAGGAUGGUGUCUUCAAAGGAGAUGGUCAGCAAGGAGUCAGUAACGGACACGGUCGCCUGUGCUGGGGAGGUGGAAGAUCCAAAUGGAGUGGAAGACACACAGGCUUGCAAAAAAUGGGUUAGCAGGUUUGUGAAGCAAGUGGAGAAGGGAUUGGGCAAGGUAGGCAAAGAGCAGCAUCGUGGUGCUGAUAGUGUGGAGAUGGAUGCUGAGACAGGAGACAGUCCUGCAGCAGGCAGCGGCCCUGAGAACCGGAGCGGUACCACGCAGGGUCCCACGGCUCAGGAGACGUGUGAUUCAGACACCACGCAAAAGGCUCCUGGGCAAGGCGCUCUGCAGACCACGCCAGGGACCAGCCCUCCUCCUGCGGAGCCAAAGCGAUGGGCGAAGGCAGAGAUGCCACUGGGCAGAGAGCACUGCGUGGAGAGCGCGGCCGUCUCGGACCUCCAGAGCUUGUUUGAUGAUGACUCCACGUUCUCCCAGCUGUUCCCCCGGGAUGACCAGUUCAUCCGGAGAAAGUGCACACGGGUGUAUGGGAAGCGCAGCAAGAAACCCAAGCCCGUCACCGAGGUAGAGCUCCGGCCAGCGGGUGCCAUCGACCUCUUCACGAUCCGAUUAGCUUCUGACCUCAGCGAAACCCGCUCUUUCUGUGUCACCAGAGAGGACCCUUGCGAAUAUGAAACCAUCUCUGUUGAUGAUGCCUUAAUGCUGAACAUGUGCCACGGCAGCAAGGCGAAGAGCGGAGAUGCUGCUCCCAGCGGAUCUAAAAGCAUUGCGCCGAGGUCAGACUGCGAGAAGACUGACCAGGGGAAGGAGGAGAUUGACCUGGAAGACAACAUGCUAACCUUCUUGUGCCAAAACAGCCAAGUGGACAACGUCCCCAGCUUGAACAUCUGGGGAAGUCUGGAGAAGGAGGGAGAAAGCCUUUCUGCCGUGGACAUGUUUGAGCCUCUGAUGGACCUUGAGGAUGAGCACUCGCUCAGAGAAGCGAGCUCCGAGCCCCCUGACCUGGCGGAGGAGCCCUACAAUGGCAAGGCCAACGAAGAUUCAGACUCUCCCGAAUUUCAUACCAUCGACAUCGAAAUGCUGAACGCAAAGCUGAAAAUGAGAGACAUGUGCUUCUUCGGCCCUUGCGAAGAUCUUCCUGGCCACGGGGAGGACAACGCUGUGAGUUUCAAGCCGAAGCCGGGCCAGCACAGCAAGCACAGAAGUAAGCUAGAAGAUGGGAAGCUGGGGAAAAAUCGCAGUGAGAUAACCAUCAAGGCCAAAGACAAGCAGUACAAAUGCAAAGUCUGCUUCCAGUGGUUCCUGACGUUAGGGGAGCUGGACUUCCACAAGCUCUCCCAUAACCCUUCCCCUCCGCCUACCUGCUACAUGUGUGUCCAGCGCAAAUUCAGCUCCCGGGAGCAGCUGAGGGACCAUCUGAAGGAGAAGCACGCCAAAAACAAAGCCGGUCUGUGGGCCUGCGGGAUGUGCCUGAAGGAGAUCUCCGACGUCUGGAUGUACAACGAGCAUCUCCGGGAGCACGCCACCCAGUUCGCUCGCAAGGGGCAAGCGCAGAAGUCCGUGAUGGGCCUGCCAGCCUGCUUCGGUGAGGACAAUGCCGCUGUCACCCACUUCCUCAACACCAUCAUGUAUCGGAAGCCCGGCAGGUCCUCCCGGCACGCCGACCCCAGCAGCAAGCACGCGGUGAGCAGAGAGAGCAAGAGCCCCAGGGAGCUGCCCCUCGAGCAGGAGGCCAAGGCGAUGAAAGACCCCUUGGAAGGCAACAUCAAGGCGAAGCCACCUGCACCCAGCUCCUCUAAAGCAUCUGCCAGUCCGUCUCCAGAGCACGUGGCAAAAAGCGAAGGCACCCCAAAAUCUGUCCCCAUGCACCCAGACUGCAAGGAUCCUUCCAGGGACUGUCAUCACUGUGGCAAACAGUUUCCCAAACCCUUCAAGCUCCAGCGGCACUUAGUCGUGCACAGUUUACAGAAGAUUUACUUGUGCCACAAGUGUCCAAUGUUCUACCAGGAGACCAAAGAGCUUCGAAACCACCUCAGCCAGGAGCACGGGAUAGUAGAGGAGCAGGAGAUCAAGCACACCACCCUGUACGCCUGCGAGCUCUGCGCAGACGUCAUGCACGUUAUCAAGAAGUCUUUCAUCUGCAGCAUGUGCAACUACACCUUCUCCAAGAAAGAGCAGUACGACCGGCACAUGGAGAAGCACCUGGUGGGAAGCAACAAGACUUUCAAAUUCAGAGGGGUCACGAGGCCUGGCGUUGCCUCCAGAGAAGGCAGGGAGAAGGCGACGGAGGACGGCUCUCUCCGGGAGGGCAUGCCGCCAAGCAAGAAGAGGAAGGUUGCUCACCACGGCAGCUCACUCCCACGCGGCUCACCGCUCCACCUGGACCACACCAGUGACCUUCAGCUGGUAGAGGCUGCAAGCCCCAGCCUGCAGGCUCCCACUGACUCCUUCCCUACAGCACCCAGUGACCCAGGAGCACCUCUGCCCCAACCCUCCGUGAAAACAGAAGACCUGGUGGGUAACUUCUCCGACCUCCUGGCAGAGAUGGAAAAAUCCCAGUUUGACACACUGCCUCCACCACCCUGCCUCUCCCCAUCUUUGCCGCAGGCUGCGGCGAGCAGUCCGGAGCUCGGCCAUAUCGCUGCCCUGUCUAUCGAGGAGCUGGAGAAAGGAGCGUUUGAUGGGAAACCACUUCCUUUCUUGGACUCGCCCGAGUUUACCAUUGAGCUUGCUGGGUUGGCUUGUAACCAGGCCACAGACCAAAAGCUCUCUCCUCCACACCUGACCGAGAAACGUGGCUACGCCGAUGCCCAUAAAAGAACAAGCGUAGGCAACAAAGACGAAUAUAUAGCGGGUGUCCUGGAAAAUCCCAGUGCAGCCACCGACGCCGUGGAUGGGAUCCCAUUUCUCCAGCUUGCCAAGAAAGUCUCAGAGCUUCCUUCCCCGCAGGCAGAGGCUCCACCGGCCAAGGAGACCCACAGGUGGGGCAACCCUGGUGCCAGCGACACCUCUUCUUGGGAAGAUGCAUCUAAGACCACAUCUCCAGAGGCUGCCCACCACCCCCUGCCCCUGAAGACGGCAUCGCCCACGCUGAACAGGGCU